Messenger RNA from Exophiala aquamarina CBS 119918, 1734 nucleotides. RefSeq lists its product as uncharacterized. Bases 1 to 1734 code for a protein of 577 amino acids. The record is from RefSeq and is a predicted model, not a curated record. Lineage: Eukaryota; Fungi; Ascomycota; Eurotiomycetes; Chaetothyriales; Herpotrichiellaceae. The transcript has a single exon.
AUGGAUAACUUUGCUUGUGAUCUCCUUGUGCACAUAACAGCAUCCAGCAGGCUUGAAGACGACAAUCGAUAUGCCACAAUCGCCCAGUCAGUCCUUGAUUUCCAGCCUUUGACCACGACCAGACUGAUAGGUCGUGCUUCUCAGUCUCGAUCGUCCAAUGAUACAGACGUACUGGACAGCAUCGACACACAAGAUACAUGGCCUAACCCUGAUGAUGCUUCCUCAACAUGGAUCCAAGCCCACGAUGACGCUCUCAAAGAUGACCUACGAGAUCGCGAAGGCGGUGCUGAACAGCAGACCUUUCUGACUGCUAGUGGGCCGUCUCUGUUCGAAGAAGCAGGUGGUCGCUCCUUCUCUGCCGUAAAUCGCUCAUCAGGGCAGCCAGAUCUGCCACGUCCUCGGACAGCACCCGAAAACUCGUCACUCUCUUUGGAGUCUGAUAUACCUUUCAAUGGCACAAGCCGUAGGCGCGCUUAUUCUGAAGUUUCGUCCUUCAGUGAUUCCUUCUUGACGGUGCCAAACUCGCAUGCUACCUCGAGUCACCCUGACCUUCAUGUUCCAUCAGAUGAGAUGUCUCUUAAUGCAGACCAAUUUCGAGUUAGGGAGAGAAUGCUUUCUCCACGAGGCGAACCACAACUAAAGAAACGGCGUCUGGAUAAUGAUAUAAUCGCUGAUGACAGUAGAAUAUCUCUUGAGCUGGCGCACCACAUGGAGCCACCAUUUGGUUUUAUUCCAACGACGCCCGACCAGCCAAGCGCCGGUAAGAAGAAUCCAUCGCAGCCAAAGACAGAAUCGAAAUCAGCAUCAUCCACGUUAUCUCCAUCUCAGCCAUUGAAGCUCGGAGGGGUCGGUUCCUUGACCCUGUCUCCGCAUAUUCCCUCCGUCGACUUGACUACGCCACCUCGCGAACAACAGAUGUACCAACAUGAGAAGAUAUUGGAACCGAACCUCGCGCAGCAGAAGCCUCCUGUUGACAAUCGAUUGCAUGGCGACAACGCACGUCACACAGACAUACCGCCAUUUAUGAGCAGAACACAAGAGUUAGCAGAUGAGAUCAAUGGUCCGGACCCUGCUGGUGGCCAGCAACGUUUCACUACGCACAUCACGAAGACAUAUGAGCUUCUCUCAGAACGAAUAUCGAUGGCCAAGGUAUUUCGACCCACUCAUGUCGCGAGAGACGUGCUUGCACUAGAGCGAGGACAUUGGUUAUUCUCGAUUAGAAUAGGGGCAGAUGAUGACGUUGCCGAGUCGAGGAAAGCAUUAAGCCAGGAAGAAAGACGUGCAAAACUACGCCGUGACCUUGAAGGAACUACAUGCCUGGAGAGAGUUAGGAAAUUUGAUGGCAAACGAGCAGUCCAUGAGGAGGAGUCCAGCGCGACGACGCCGAAUAGCCCGCUCUGGACUGAGGCGGAUUUUACCACCUUCUGGGGGAACAUGAGUCAGUUUAUCCGGGAUGGCAAGGCAGGUUGGGGGAGUCGGCUUGUUAAAGAGGCGAACCAGGAUAACACGUGGGACGUCAGGUUCUUUUGCUGGGGAGAGGUAUUGGGUCAUGCAUGGUUAGCACUAUGGAUCCUGUCGGACAAGUUGGUGGGACGGAUGCCUAUGACUUGGGUGUCUGCGGAUGGCCUCGCGGUUGUGAGGAUGUCGGGAAAGAAGCAUCGAAACGCUGAACUGGGUUCUUGGAUCAGGAAGGCAGAAGGGCAAUCUGGUUACUGGGGGGUUGGUGAAAAGUGA